GCUGACACGUCGAGGGAGCCCGGCCGCCGUGCGCUUCCCGCCUCCGUGUCCCCGAGGCCGCGCCAUGCGGUGAGAGCCCCCGGCCCUACUCUACUCGACCCGACUUGACGGACGCCCGGCCCCGCCGACACCCCCGGACCCGCUGACUCCCCAGGACCUGCAGAUCCCCCGGGCCCCGCCGCUCAAGAUGCCCAGAGGCUGCGCCCUCCUGCUCGCCUCGCUGCUCCUCGCCGCGGCCCUUUCAGCCACCCUGGGGCUCGGGUCGCCGGUGAAGGAAAAGAGAGGCUGGACCCUGAACAGUGCUGGCUACCUUCUUGGACCACAUGCCAUUGACAACCACAGAUCAUUUCACGACAAGCAUGGCUUCACUGGCAAGCGGGAACUCGAGCCUGAAGACGAAGCCAGGCCAGGAAGCGCUGACAGGCGGCUGCUGGAGAACAAUGUUGUGCGCACGAUAAUCGAGUUUCUGACUUUCUUGCAGCUCAAAGACGCCGGGGCCCUGGAGCACCGGCCCGGCCUCCCCGCAGCAGUGUCCUCAGGAGGCGUGGAGCAGUCCUAG
Molecule: messenger RNA, 559 nt
Organism: Kogia breviceps (pygmy sperm whale)
Lineage: Eukaryota; Metazoa; Chordata; Mammalia; Artiodactyla; Physeteridae
Gene: GAL
Product: galanin and GMAP prepropeptide
Biological process (GO): neuropeptide signaling pathway
Cellular component (GO): extracellular region; secretory granule
Molecular function (GO): galanin receptor binding; neuropeptide hormone activity
Source: RefSeq, a predicted model, not a curated record